Messenger RNA from Neurospora crassa OR74A, 5391 nucleotides. It is a transcript of the gene arg-3, whose product is annotated as carbamoyl-phosphate synthase large subunit. The record is from RefSeq and is a predicted model, not a curated record. Gene Ontology annotation, cellular component: cytosol; cytoplasm. The transcript is spliced from 3 exons. Gene Ontology annotation, biological process: 'de novo' pyrimidine nucleobase biosynthetic process; L-citrulline biosynthetic process; UTP biosynthetic process. Gene Ontology annotation, molecular function: dihydroorotase activity; ATP binding; metal ion binding. Bases 604 to 4110 code for a protein of 1168 amino acids. NCBI's taxonomy places the organism in Eukaryota, Fungi, Ascomycota, Sordariomycetes, Sordariales, Sordariaceae.
CGCAGAUCCAUGUACAUAUGCCAGUCAGGUCCCGCACUUCUCGACCGCAGAGGAUUCCGGGUCCGCUUCCGUUGUCGGAAGCUACCCAAGCUGGCCCGCGGCCUAUCUUGAAAAUUUUCCAACAAUCCGUCGUCACUUGUUCCCAACCCGCCAGUGCCCGCCAUUGCCCCCGGCAAAGGGUGGCGGAUGCGCAGAAGAGCGACUCCAUUCAGGGCCUCAUCGUCGAUUGUUCUGUUUGGUGAAAGAGCAAAAGAGUCACAGCCGCCCACCAACAAAUCUGGAACCCACCCUGCCGCCGGCCCCGCACAUCUCUUAUCGGCGCUCCCCACAGCGGCCGGUUUUGGGAAUUAUUUGUCUCUCUUGUCCCUCUUUCCGUCCAACUUCUCCAGUUUCUUCUCCACUGAAAUUAAAAGCGCGAAAUUCCGAAAACACGGACGGGAGACUCGAGAUUGAGUCAACUGGUCAGGAUCCGGGGUCAACAGCUACGUCGUUGUCAGGACUUGUUUGUUGAUAUACAAGACAUCGGCCCCCCGAGACCCUCACGAGGCCUUUCUUGGUCUUUCUUUAAUUUUCUUCCACAAACACCUCCCUCCAUUGGACAUAAUGCUGUCGACCGUGCACAAGGCUGGCCGAGCUCCUGCUCUCCUCCGCCAUGGUCGGCGGGUUCCCGUCCAGGCGUCCCAAUUGAGGGCUCUCACCUCCGGCGCCCAGAAUACCUCCAUCUUCCAGACACAGGCCAACGCCGCCCAGAGGCUGUCCUCCCAGAAGAGGUGGCUCUCUGCCUCCGCUGCCGCGGCUGCUGCCAGCCAGCCCGCCCCCGACGCGAAGGCUUAUAUCCAGAGCGGCGUUGUCAAGCCCCGCGACCAUGUCGACGUCAAGAAGGUGCUUGUCAUCGGCUCCGGUGGUCUUGCCAUUGGCCAGGCCGGCGAGUUUGACUACUCCGGUUCUCAGGCGCUCAAGGCCCUUAAGGAGGCCGGCGUUGCUUCCGUGUUGAUCAACCCCAACAUCGCUACCAUCCAGACCAACCAUUCCCUCGCCGAUGAGGUCUACUACCUCCCCGUCACCCCCGAGUAUGUCGAGUAUGUCAUCCAGAGGGAGAAGCCCGAUGGUAUCUUCCUGUCCUUCGGUGGUCAGACCGCUCUCAACUUGGGUGUCCAGAUGCAGAAGCUUGGCCUCUUCGAGAAGUACGGUGUCAAGGUUCUCGGUACCAGUGUCAGGACACUGGAGCUUUCUGAGGACAGAGAUCUCUUCGCCAAGGCCCUUGAGGAGAUCAACAUCCCCAUUGCCAAGUCCUUCGCUGUGAACACCGUCGACGAGGCCCUCGACGCUGCCAACAAGAUUGGCUACCCUAUCAUCGUCCGCGCUGCCUACGCCCUUGGUGGUCUCGGUUCCGGUUUCGCCAACAACGAGGAGGAGCUCCGCAACAUGGCUGCUCGCUCCCUCACCCUCUCCCCCCAGAUCUUGGUCGAGAAGUCUCUCAAGGGCUGGAAGGAAGUUGAGUACGAGGUCGUUCGUGAUGCCAACAACAACUGCAUUACUGUGUGCAAUAUGGAGAACUUCGACCCUCUCGGUAUCCACACUGGUGACUCUAUCGUUGUUGCUCCUUCCCAGACCCUCAGCGACGAGGAGUAUCACAUGCUCCGUUCCGCUGCCAUCAAGAUCGUCCGUCACUUGGGCGUCGUUGGUGAAUGCAACGUCCAGUACGCUCUUCAGCCCGAUGGCUUGGACUACCGUGUCAUUGAGGUCAACGCCCGUCUCUCCCGCUCGUCUGCCCUCGCCUCCAAGGCUACCGGCUACCCCCUGGCUUACACUGCCGCCAAGAUCGGUCUCGGCCACAGCCUUCCCGAGCUCCCCAACGCUGUCACCAAGACCACCACCGCCAACUUCGAGCCUUCUCUUGACUACAUCGUUACCAAGAUUCCCAGGUGGGAUCUGUCCAAGUUCCAGCACGUUAAGCGCGAUAUCGGCUCUGCCAUGAAGUCAGUUGGUGAAGUUAUGGCUAUCGGCCGUACCUUCGAGGAGUCUUUCCAGAAGGCUAUCCGCCAGGUUGACCCCCGCUUCGUCGGUUUCCAGGGUGACAAGUUCGAGGAUCUCGAUUUCGAGCUCCAGAACCCUACUGACCGCCGUUGGUUGGCUGUCGGUCAGGCCAUGCUCCAUGAGAACUACUCCGUUGACAGGGUCCACGAGCUCUCCAAGAUCGACAAGUGGUUCCUCUACAAGCUCCAGAACAUCGUCGACUGCCAGAAGGAGAUGCAACAGCUUGGCAGCCUCGAGGCCCUCAAGAAGGAGCACAUCCUCAAGGCCAAGAAGCUCGGUUUCUCCGAUAAGCAGAUCGCCAUGGCCGUCAACAGCACCGAGGAUCUUGUCCGCGCUGCCAGAAAGGGGUUCGGUAUUAGGCCCUGGGUUAAGAAGAUUGAUACUCUGGCCGCCGAGUUCCCUGCCGACACCAACUACCUCUACACCACUUACAACGCCUCUUCCCACGACGUCACCUUCGAGGACAAGGGUACUGUCAUUCUCGGCAGCGGUGUCUACCGUAUCGGUUCCUCGGUCGAGUUCGAUUGGUGCGCUGUCAGCGCCACUCAGGCCCUGAGGGCUAUGGGCGAGAAGACUGUCAUGAUUAACUACAACCCCGAGACCUACUCGACCGAUUUCGAUACCGCUGAUAAGCUUUACUUCGAGGAGCUUAGCUACGAGCGUGUCAUGGAUAUCUACGAGCUCGAGAGCGCCUCUGGUGUUGUCGUCUCUGUCGGUGGUCAGCUUCCUCAGAACAUUGCCCUCCGUCUCCAGGAAACUGGAAAGGCCCGCGUUCUCGGCACUGAUCCCCGCGAUAUCGACCGUGCCGAGGACAGACAAAAGUUCUCUGAGAUCCUCGACAGCAUUGGCGUUGAUCAGCCCGCCUGGAAGGAGCUCACCUCCGUCGAGGAGGCUGAGAAGUUUGCUGAGGAGGUUGGUUACCCCGUCCUUGUCCGUCCCUCGUACGUCCUCUCCGGUGCUGCCAUGACCGUCAUCCGCAGCAAGGAGGAUCUCAAGGAUAAGCUUGAGGCUGCUGCCAACGUCUCUCCCGAGCACCCCGUUGUUAUCACCAAGUUCAUUGAGGGCGCCCAAGAGAUCGAUGUUGAUGGUGUUGCCUCUGAGGGUAACCUUAUCCUCCACGCCGUCUCUGAGCACGUCGAGCAGGCUGGUGUUCACUCGGGUGAUGCCACCCUCGUCCUCCCUCCCGCCAACCUUGACCAGACCACCAUGGACCGCGUCAAGGAGAUCGCCCAGAAGGUCGCCAAGGCCUGGAGGAUCACUGGUCCCUUCAACAUGCAGAUCAUCAAGGCUGAGGAUCCCGAGGGUGGCCUUCCGGCUCUCAAGGUCAUCGAGUGCAACCUCCGUGCCUCUCGUUCGUUCCCCUUCGUCUCCAAGGUCCUUGGCGUCAACUUCAUCGACGCUGCUACCAAGGCCCUUGUUGGUAAGAACGUCCCUGAGCCCACUGAUCUCAUGGCUGUCAAGCGUGACUACCUCGCCACCAAGGUUCCCCAGUUCUCCUGGACCCGUCUUGCUGGUGCCGACCCCUUCCUCGGCGUCGAGAUGGCCUCUACCGGUGAGAUGGCCUGCUUCGGCAAGGAUCUCGUCGAUGCCUACUGGGCCUCUCUCCAGUCCGCCAUGAACUUCCGCGUUCCCGAGCCCGGCGAGGGUCUUCUUUUCGGUGGUGACCUCAGCAAGAGCUGGUUGACCACCAUUGUCGACUACCUCAGCCCUCUCGGCUACAAGCUCUACGCCGCCGAUAACGAGGUCAAGCAGUUCCUCGAGUCCUCUGCCAAGACCAAGAUCGAUGUCGAGGUCAUUGCCUUCCCUACCAAUGACAAGCGUGCCCUUCGUGAGGUCUUCGCCAAGAACAACAUCCGUGGUGUCUUCAACCUUGCCCAGGCCCGUGGCAAGACCGUCUUUGAUGUCGACUACGUUAUGCGUCGCAACGCCGUCGACUUCGGUGUUCCUCUCUUCAUGGAGCCCCAGACCGCUAUGCUUUUCGCUCAGUGCAUGGCCGAGAAGUUGCCCCGCCCCGAGGGUAUCCCCUCUGAGGUCCGCAGGUGGUCCGAGUUCAUUGGCGGCAAGCCUCUGUAGAUGACAUGAUACCAUCAUGUUUGAUUGUUUUUCUUUCUACCUUUUGGAAAAGCGUGCAAAAAAGAAAAAUCACGCAUAGGGGGUAUCAAAAGUCAUUUUCAACAACUCAUAAAAAGGGCGUUUGGUUGUGAAAGGGUCUUGGAUCUCCAUGUGGAUGUCUCUAUAAGCGGGAAGGAACUGGUGUUAUUUCUUGUUCAUUUGCUUAGGAUCUUUUCUUCUUGCUUUGCUGUUUGAUGUUGUUGAUAUGUAGUAUACAGGACGAAAUUUUCAUCCCAUCUAAUCAUUCAAUCUUCUAUGGUACCCGAACCAAGACGUGCGAUGAAUAGUACCCCAUUCGUAGUAGCCAUUUUUUUCCUAUCCUUUUCUCUCUUCAAAGCACAUACCUACAUUCUUCAUCAUCACCUUUGUUGGAAAUAUUUCAUCAAUGUAUUGUGGUGCGUGUUUUGAAUAGGAAAGAGACAUGGAUCCUCAACUGGCUUGAUUUGCAUUGCAAGAUAGGAUCAAACCACGUGUGCAAUCUCUUUAAUCAUGCUCCUCCUCUGUCAAUCCAGGGCAUCCAUCCAUCUCAGCAUCAUCAUAGUUCGCCUUACACCAGAAGCAAUAGUGAUGCUUGUUGCGCAUGUAUUGCACCAAGCGCCGUAACCGCUCGUCAGGGCUGAGAGUGUUGAACUCAUCCAGCUCCGGAUCCUCUUCAUCGAGAUCCUCCGCCAUUACAUAUGUGUUCCAUGGCCUGUGGACGGUAGUAGUAUCCUUACCCAGAGCAUGUUUGUCGUCCAUAUCAAGCUCGUCAUCGACAUACGUAGGUAGUCGCGUGGACGACAGAGUGCUACUCUGCUCCAGGUCAUGCCGCAUCAUAGCCUCGCGCCUGGCCUCUUCGCGCGAGCGGAUGAGACCGCGGUAGACAACAGGAAUAGAGCGAAGAGGCCGGCAAGAGUCGGUACGAGUCCUCCUCCUCCUUGAUUGAGAAUUGCCGCCGUCGGUAUCAUCCCGUUCCUCACUUUUCUGCACUUCCCCCUCACCACUGCCCUUUUCACCACCACCACCUCUCGCCUCAUUCUCAUGAUCCUCAUCCAUCCCCUCCGCCACCUUCUGCGCAGCAAGUACCUGUCUCUCCAGCCUCGCCUCCUCCCUCUCCCUCCUCAGACGCUCGCGAUACCCUUCUUCAUCCACCCUGGCUUUCUUGGCCAUUUCCCCGGCCGCCUCGGCAGCCUCCCUCAUCUUGCGUUUCCGGUCGCUCUCCAGCCCGAUGCCCUCGCGCCCAUCUUUGAUGCUGAUUUUGAU